AUGGCUCUUGCUGAAGCAGAGGCCCGCUCCAGGAAAACGGAGACGGACAGAUUGCAGUCGCCUGGGUCUUUGGCACUGUGCAGUGAUGCACCGUUCAGUGAUGCUGCUCGUGCUGCUGAGAGCGGCAUGAUGCCCAGCGUCGCCGGACUCUGCGAGGACAUGACACUGGUCACAGGGUGUUACACCAAGCAGCGCAUGGAGGGAUUUUCCAUUUUCGCGAACGGCAUGGAUGUUGAGGUGAUUUGGGGUGUAGAUUUGGAGCAUCUUGGAGCGUACCCGGAAACCUUCGAUCGCAGGGGUUCUGAAGAUGAGGACGAGGACGAGGACGAGCUGAAGGGCUGUGCGCAUGCGGACGCGUUGCUCGGCUCUUUGGCCGAUCGAAGAGCGCUUGUGCGAGUACUUCAGCAUUUCAGCAAGGACAACCUCGCUGAUGAAAGCGAUGCGGUGGUUGCUGCCAUCCGGAUGGAGGUCAAGCAGGUGCCAGCUUUUCGGCGCAUGCUGAACAUCGUGAGCACCUGUGGACUCUGGCUCCUUUUUCAGCCGCGUGAAGACUCUGCUUCGGUUCUGCUGACGAAGAGGGGCCGUUUCAUUUGCUGGGGCCGUGGCCAAGAAGCCCAGCCAGGAGCUGUGCGAGCCUACCUGGGCAACGUCAUAUGCUUCCUUGUGGUCGUUUUCGUUCUUGUCAUCCUUUUUUGGACGUGGAUUCUCCGAGUGGAAGCAUCAAUGUUUUCUCGUGGCUUGCUGCUGAUCUUCAGCAUAUUGGUGCUCGUGCUGCUUCUGAGCUACGCCUGGGCGCAGCGUCCUCGGCGAGACUGUGGAACGACCUUCCGGCAACACUUCGAAGUCAAGGAGCUGUGUGUUGGUACCUACGUGCGUGUGGAUGAGGGCAGAAGCGUGCAACAACUGUGUGCUCGCCGACGCCUUGGGCAUUUGCAGCUCUGCUUCAGUCGUCUCUAUCCCCAGCCGGAGAUAUUGACAGAACGAUUGCCACCUGGCACCCCGGGAUGUGGUGGGGUACAGCCUGUUUCAGGACUCCCAGCGGCGCUCGCUGGGGAUAGUCGUCAAGUGCAGAAAGAGACCAUCGAGCAGGAAGGAGGCGUCAACAGUGCUGUCCUGGCUCGACUUGCAGCUAUACUGGCUGUGCUUUCGCUAAUUGGCGCGAUCUAUGACUACACAUCUUUCUUGGACAAAGUCCGCAUUGACUCGCAGCUUUGCAUCAAGAAGGUACAUGGUUGCAGCUGGCAUGUGGACAAUUCUCGCCUGCUGGGCAAAGUGAAGCGCGUGGCCGGAGCUUUUCCGCCCGCUGACUACACCAAAGGCGGCUGCACCAGCAAUGGGGACUAUUGCGACUAUUUUUUGCGUCCCACUGACCACUGCACAGAAAAGGGUGAGGCCUUCACAAACGACGCGACCAGUGCUCUUCAUGUUCGGCUGGAGUGCAAAGCUUUGGAUGAGCUGGCCGAUGCAACAGAAAGGGUUACCUAUAUCGAUCCCUAUGAUGGCGAGGUGCACACUCGAUUCCUCAUCAAGCACGACGUCACAGUCUGGUCGAUGCCGCUGGACCCGUCCAGUCGCGCAUGGCACAAGGUGUUGCUUUCCGAGGGCAUGCGUAUCACUCAGAUUGGUGAGAAGGACUCUGAGGAAAACAAGCAGCUGCAGAAGGGGGUUGCUGCACAUCCUUUGCAACUUUUGGAGCGAUGCAUUGGAGCAUAUCGCGGGCACAUAGAUGUAGCACUGGUCUACGUGGAGCCCGUGUCCCCUAUGUUUGAGGAGGACUGCCACGAUCUGCAAGAAGCUUGCAUGGCUGAAGGGCUGGGCCCGGAAACAAGUGGCUAUUGGCCCCCGCUCCGGAUCUUUGAUCACAGCUAUGAGAAAACUAUCUGUAUCUACAAGCCCAUGAAGCUGUCAUUCUGGAAGCGGGCCUGGUCUGUCCUGGAGCAGGGGCAGAGUGGCCUGACCUGUCGCGGCACGCCAAAACAAAGGAUGAAUUUCUCCAACGCAAGCGAAAUCAUCACUGAAAGGGUGGAGCAAUGCAAGGAUGCUUGCCAGAAGGAGCCCUGGUGCACGCAUGUCUUCUACUCGGGCGAGGUCCCAGUGGCCUUCCGGAGCGGCUUCCAGCACCUGCCCCACUUCAUUGCGGACCACCUGGGCAGGUAUGGCACGAACAACCGCAGCUCAAGCUAUGAAUGCCUCCUGUACGAGACCUGUCCUCUUGCCAACUUGAGCCACGAGGGCGAUGCUUUUGUGGCAGCGAAGUGUGGGGAGCAAUGCGGUGAAGACGAGCAACGUUGCAUGAUGGUCAGGCAGGGAUACGUUCGCCGUGAUGCCGAUCGCAUCCUUGGCGGAGCCGAAGGCUGCAAGUCGACGUGCAUCGAGUCGACCCAGGACGUCGCCCAAUGCAAUGCCUACGUGUACACAGAGGCCUCUGGUGGAUCCUGCACGCUCUAUGGGCCCGACCAGUUUCUGAGGCCUUAUGAAGGUUGGCAUGAACUCGAGGUUAACUACCGGGGCAUUCUCGGAGCAUCCACUGACCAGCAUUGCUUCAUUCGAUCUACGGAUCCUUUCCACCAAGGGCGAGUACGGAAUCGCCAGUUCGCGGGCGGCCCCGGCAUCCUGCUCCGGCUGUCUGACAUGACCACGUGCCAUGGCUGUGUCGAGCGGACGCUUUUCAACUGGCUCAAAGAGCCAUCGGCCUUGUGCAUGGUGCUUAGCCAUUUGAUUACCCUUAUUGGGGUCGGGUACGUGGCACAGCGCGCUCAUGCCAGCGUUCAGCUUGGAAAGGCGGCGUUUUCUGGCAAGCCUGUCGUGCACAUGACUAUUGUGCAAGAUCCUGCGAACCAGGAUGACUUCGAAAUUCGCGAGGACGCAUACCGGAAGUUUCUGUCGAAAUGCCAUGAAGUUGCCGAAGCCUGCCGGCGCGAGGAAGAAAGUGAGCCGGACAAGGUGAACGAGGUCGACUGCUGGGAGACCGACAUGAAAGCUGACGUCCGACCAGCCGAUGCCGGUUGCUACGAACGCUACAAUUUGGCGAACAAACGAAGAACCUGCUGCUAUGUGGACAAGGCAUUGUUGGGCAUACAACCGGACGAGAAGGUCUGCAGGGCAUGGUCGGAUACUCCACGGCAAGGCAUCUACAGUAUCUUGUUGACGCUGCUCCUGUACUACCUGGUUCUGCUGUUUCUGAGUUGGGUGAUGCCCACAUGGGCUGCAUGGUGGGUGAGAGCGGGCUUCCGCCCGUUCUUCUUCGUCGUUGUGCCAAUCGCCAUGGUUAUGCACUACUACAUCGAGCUGCGACGGGAGAUCCAGUCAUUGUUCGUUGUUACUAGCUGGGGCCGGCUUGUCCAUAUGACACGACGCCCUCCACCAGACGUCUUUCCCGCCAUCCUCUGUCCUGCUUGGUAUGGAGGAACAUCCAUCCAAUUGGACAGCUUCCAAGUUGGUGAGAUUUCCCUGGCCCAGCUCGACAUGCCUGCCAGACCACUUCUUGAAGAUCGUCUGCAUUCAGGUUUCUCGAAGGCAUGGAGACGAGGGACGGCGACCGUCCGCGGCAAGUUUGGACUACUGCAAGUUACUCGACAGCAUGGGGAGGCCCUGGAGAUGUACGAAGCCCUUAACACUUUGGCCCAAAGACCGGCCAAAAUUCCUGGGCUGCAGCCUGUGGGUGAUGGCGGCGCUAACAUUGCAGGUGUCUGUCCGCUGGAAGAAGUCUUCUGCAAUGGCGAGCAGCACAUCUGGGAGCAUCGUUUGGACGCGUUUGGCUUCUUUGGCGAUCCGUUCAACUACAGCACCCUGCUGACCCUCACGAACAGCCGAAUCGUGGUCACCCGUGCCCGAUGGCCGAAGGCGUUUAGCUUGAUUGGAUGUUUGGUCGGGCCGCGGACCUGCAGCAAUCGCUGCAGCCUGUUGCAAGAACACCUCGGGUACUUCCCUUAUGUCACGCUGACGUCUGUGUGGUAUGGAAGCCUGGAGUCCUACGUGACCGAAAGGGUCAGAGCUCCCCCGUUCUGGCCAGGGUUCAUGAGCCCGAUCAUGAGCCUGUCUGUGCUGUUUCUGGAGAAAUGGAUGAAGGUUUAUCCUGCUGCUCUGCGAGUCACACAGCGCCCGUACGGCAUUCCACGGAGGGUCCGUGUAAAGCCAGAUUCCACGAUACUGGUGAAAGCCGUCAACAAGGGGGAGGAGGCAGGUCUUCAAAUCCUCAGCUCCAAUGACCCCUUUGCUCCGCGUGGCCAAGUGGUGGUGCAAGCGAAGGAUUCAGGCGGAAGGGUGUUGGAUCUGAAAGACGGCCGCUGGCAGCAGGCCUCUUUAUUCGAGGCUGGCAGCCAGUUGCUGCUUAAAGCUGGCGAUCCUGAGUGGGACAACUAUGCGGAUGAGCCCUGGUUGCACCAGCUGCGCGCCAUUCUGGACCACAUUUCUGGUAGGAGCCAAGCCCCGCUCGAGACUUGGGAGCCGCUCGAAGAACCACCACGCCCGGAACUCCCUGGCUGUUUCGCGAGAAUGGCAGCUGCUCUGUUCGGGGGCCACAUGUUGGGUCAUCGAACGGACCCAGAUGGUGAUGACAGUGAGUCUGAUGAGAUGGCUCUGCAGAAGAAAUGGGUCUUUGACACGAACAAGAUCCGACAGUCUGCGAAAGCCACUCAGGCGCGUGAGGACUAUGAGUUUGGCAAAGUUUCUUCGCGAGAUCUGCAACAAAGCGAGCUUUUUGCGGUGGAGGAGGAGGAGAAAGUUCAAGAAGAAGAAGAGUCCCACUUUGCUACGCUGCUGCUACAUAAGGUACUCAUUGGGAAUGUCAUGGCCUUGUGGUUGCAAGGAUCCUUCGUUGCCCUCACCUACCGGAAGCAGCUCAGCUUAGCCUCAAUAAAGCUGAUCAUCAGCAUGGUCAUCUCCGCUGCACAAGCAGCUUUGCGAUGCUGGCGGGCCUCCUGUCGCAUUGGUGUUGGGGGCAUUUGGAUGUCAAUAAUGGUGAUGUCGUUCGUUUGUUGGUCCUUCCUCAAGGUCUACAAAGCGCACACUUGCCCCAAUCAUUUGCUGAGCGCUUGGUUCAGCAAAGUGCUUUCAGAGCAGCGGGAAGGGAGAUGCAACACCUUUGUCUCUGCUAGGCCGGAUAUCCUCAGCCAUGCUGCCGAGUCCUGGGAUCGCAUGUUAAAACGUUGCACCCUGAAGACCUUGUUGGCCUACAGGAUACGCGGAUGCCUGAAGCUGCAAUCGAGGGUGCUAUCUCCGGAAAAUCCCAGGAGCCUGAUGCAACAUGGCCCUCUUGGACCAAGCGGCCCGAUGUGGCAGUGGUCCGAAGGCUUCCAAACAGGACCCGUGGCUUUCUGCGUCCAGCGCUGCGAGCGUUGCGAGGGCAGUUUGCUCCCCGGCACACCAUGGUCAGCGACGUGCCACUGCGGCUCGAACAACGACCCGUGGCCACGUCUGUUGCUAGACUUACCGCUGCUUGGAUGCAACUUUAAAGUACGGAAGCGGAUGGUCGUUCUGGUGUUCACAGCGCUUCGUCGCCUCUUCUUGGUGACGUCGCCUGGGUUGGAGCGUAGCUUGGAGCGCGAGCUGCAGGUGCUCGGCGUACCUGGUCGCUUUGAGACUAUGGCUGGAGGACUUGCAGUUCAUGGCACAACUGAGACGCUGUGGCGUUCAGUGCUGCAGAGCCGAGUGGCCGAAUCUGUGUUGGUGCAUGUUGGGGAACCCUUCCAUGCACCAGACGUGCGCUCCCUGGAUGUCGGGCUGCAAAGACUACCUUGGCAUCAGUACAUCGCUCUCAACAAGGAUGCCAUGCAGGAUGCCAUUGCCACUGGCAUCGAAGACGCGGACAAGAAUCCCUCGACUGCUGUUACAGGCGCCUAUGACAUGAUGGGCGCACCCGUCAUAAAGGUGUCCUCAGAGAAGUCACGCCUCUACCACACUCGCCUAGUUCAAGAUCAUGUUGCCGAGUCCAUCUUGGCAGCGCUGGACUCUGUCGGUGGCUCCGCAGACUCCGCAGACCAACCUCUGAGCGUGCCGCCAGAGGUGCGAGUGCGGCUGCGGCACAACGAAUGCCAGGUCAGCAUGGCAGCCUCAGGACUUCUGCACAAGCGAGGCCACCGCAAGGCGGUUGGGGAUGCCUCGUUGAGGGAAACGCUGGCAGCUGCAUGUGUCUUGGCGACGCCACUGCAGCGCCGAUUGAGUGCUGCCGUCCAAAAUGAUGAAGAGCUGGUCCUUUGGGAUCCGUUCUGUGGCUCUGGAGCCAUCCUUGUGGAAGCCUUGGGCAUCGUCUUGGGCCAGCUGUCUGGCAACCACAGGAAGUACUAUCCCUUCAAGUCCUUCCCGUGCCACUCCUCGGAGGCGUUUCGCGACUUCGCGUCGUCACUGGCGGUGCAGCCACAUGUUGCCGCGUCAAAGCUAACGCUUCUCGGCAGCGACAGUUCGGAGGAACAGAUCGGCCGAGCCCGAGCCAACCUGCGGCGAUCGCUGCGCCGCGUGCAGAUGCCGGACGGGGAGCUGGCCAAGGCAGAAAGGGCGGACCUCGAGAGCCUCGCGGAGCGCGUUCCGUGCAAAGUGCAGCUUGUGCAGGGCUCGAUCUCGAAGGUGGUGCAGAUGCUCCAAGGUCGGCCUACGUUGAUUGUCACCAACGUGCCCUUUGGCAUUGCAUCUGGUGGCAAACAGGAGUCCACCUGCCGCUCCCUGACAUGGAACAUGUGGAGCCUCAAGGUGGGACUGCUUUUGGCGGGCGCCAUCAUGGUGAUUGUUGGGCGUCCAGCCUUUGCCAUGCAGGCCUCUGGCUCCAGCGGCCCGACCGGCCAACCCGAGGCGGACGGCCAGCGCCUGGCUGCCAGAGCAGCGCUGCUCGAGGCCCUCAAGUCUCUUGACCGCGGCUUUGCAGCCACCAAACAGAACAGGCAGGGCAUGCUGGAGUGCGGCCAUCGGGCCUGGGUGGCUCGUGGCUCCUGCCACUUGCAGGUGCUGCGAUCAGAUCCUUGGCAAUACUUGGCAGAGUGGUUUUUAGCAGUGCAGAAACUUCUGCCACCAAGAAAAAUGGCUUUUGUGGAAGCAUUGUCAGUGAUGGCACUUGCUGCCUAUGAGGCCUUGUCCCUUGUAUGGACAGAGCUUGCUAUGUUUGGGGUUGCUGCCCUCGUGUAUGUCGCGUGCAUGGGCCUGCCCCAGACAGGGUCAAAGAAGCCAAAAGGAAAGUUGGCAAACGUCUAUGAGGAUGCCGGGCUGCGGGAGGCCAAGGACUCCUGGAAGCACUGGGAGCAGGUCAAGAAAGGCCGGGCCGAGUUGACGGGCAGCCCUGGCUCGGGCCUCUACAAGGCUCUGACUGCCAUGCGCCAGCUACGCAAGUCGAGCUCGGAGGUGGAAGCGGAGCUGCGCGGGGCGCUGAAGGGGCCCGCAGGUGCGAAGCUGCUGGCGGAAAUGGAGGCGCUGCCGGCCGCACUUCUCCGCGAUGACGCCAUCGAUCUGCUUCCACCGGUUCUGCAAGUUCUGCAGGAGACUGGCAAGCGAGCCGAAACAUCGACCUACGCCGCGCUGAUGGCCGCCCAGCUGCGUCGUCGUGAUUUUGCCGGUGUGGCUGUCACUGCCUCAAGAUUGCCGGAAGACUCAUUGACGCCGAAGAUGCGAGCGAUUUUGGCCACUGCAGCUGCACAGAGGCAGAAGCUCGACGAGGCGCUGCGGCAGCUCGAGCAGCUGCCGGAUGACCAGGGACCGCGCUUCCUCGGUGCCUCUGCGGCUGGCCAGAUCCUGUGCUUGGCGAACAAAGAGCAGCGCGGGGCCGAAGUCCAAGCACAGCUCCAGCGCAUUGGCGUACAGCCGCUGCAGGACAGCAAGGACAGCAACACGGAGAUUCAGCGGGCAGUAACAACCAUGAAGGCUUACGUGAAGAACAAGGACCUGCCCAACGUAACGGCCGUGUUCAAUCGCCUGAAGAAGAAUGGUGUGGUGAUGCGCUCGCAAAUCUAUAACUGUUACCUUGAUGCCUGCGUCCAGUGCAGUGACAUUGAGGCAGCCCUGUCGCUCUUUGAGGAGAUGAAGCAGCUUGGCUUCGUGGACGUGGUCAGCUACAACACGGUUCUCAAGGGCUACUUGGCCGCCGGCCGCAUGGGCGAGGCACGAAGUCUCGUGCAGGAGAUGACUUCCCGUGGGCUGGCAGCCAACAAGGUCACCUACAACGAGCUCCUGAAUGCCAAAGUGGCCGCCCGAGAUCGCGCGGGCAUGUGGAGCAUCGUUGACCAGAUGCUCCAAGCAGGCCUCAAGGCCAAUCUCAUAACCUGCUCAAUUCUUCUGAAAUCCUUGACGCAGCAUUCAGCAGAGACAGACUUGGCGCGGGUUCUGAGCUUGAUUGACAGUGUGGAGGAGCCCAUCGAUGAAGUUCUUUUCUCGUCGAUCAUCGAAGCCUGCAUCCGGAUCAAGAGGUUGGACAGCCUCUCCGACUUCAUUGGUCGAUACAAGGUGAAGGGCCUCUUCAAGAACAUCUCUGCUCCGAUCUAUGGGGCCAUGAUCAAGGCCUUUGGUGAGGCCGGCUACCUCCACCAGGUCCGCGAGCUCUGGGCCCAGCUGCAAAGCCACAAUGUGAAGCCCACGGCGAUCACCAUCGGUUGUGUGGUGGAGGCUUUGGUCAUCAACAAGCAGGGCGAGGAAGCCUGGCAACUUGUCCAGGACCAGUUGCAAUACGACGACCGCAAGAGCAUGAUCAACACGGUGGUGUACUCGACCGUGCUGAAGGGCUUUGCGGUUUCGAAGCGCAUUGACAGAGUGCUUGCCGUCUACAAGGAGAUGCGGAACAACAGCAUUGCUUGCAACACCAUCACCUACAACACCAUGCUGGAUGCGUGCGCGAAGUGCAAUGCGAUGGAAAAGGCUUCGGUGCUUUUGGAAGACAUGCGUGAAGCCAGCAUCGAGCCUGACAUCAUCACGUACUCCACGAUCAUCAAGGGCUAUUGCCUGAAUGGUGAUGUGGAACGGGCCUUGAGCGUACUCGAGGAGAUGAAGCGGGAUGGGCACUUUGUGCCGGACGAGAUCAUGUACAACUCGAUCUUGGACGGCUGCACCAAGCAGCGCAACGUCGGCGAGGCGCUGCGCCUGCUGGAAGAGAUGAAGGCAUCUGGCAUCAAGCCCAGCAACUACACGCUCAGCAUCCUCGUGAAGCUGCUGGGGAAUGCGCGGCGCCUUGGCCAAGCAAUGCAGAUGGUCGAGGAUCUCAGCUCGCAGCAUGGCUUGAAGCCAAACAUCCAGGUCUACACCUGCCUGAUCCAUGCUUGCUUCCAAAACAGGCGUUUCGAGAGGGCCCUCGGAGUUUACGAAAACAUGAUCAAGGAGGGCUGCCGCGCGGAUGAAAAGUUCUACGCAGUGCUCGCUCGCGGAUGCUUGCAAUUGCACCAGCCAACGAAGGCCAUAGAAGUGAUCAGGGCAGCGCACCACUUGCCGGGCAGCUCUCUUCCCAGCGGCCCACGAGCGGUCGGGGUGGAAGGCUUGGAGGAGCUGCUACAGAAGAUCGGCAAGGAGGAGCAGGAAGCCGCUGAUGAGCUCACCCAAGACUUGAAGAAUCACGGCGUGCAGAUUGGUGGAGCCAAGUCUUGGGGCAAUAGUGCACGUGUGGCGGGUGGGCCCAGCCGCGACCGCCGUCGCGGAGGCCGAUAG
This is a messenger RNA of Symbiodinium natans, 9609 nucleotides long. Lineage: Eukaryota; Dinophyceae; Suessiales; Symbiodiniaceae. The record is from the annotation of a GenBank genome assembly.